ACUAUAAUAUGAUAUAUCACGAUUCCUUAAAAAUAUAUAACUUGAACUCUAUAUAUAAAAGCGAGAAUUCAAUCUCUACGUUGGAACGGCACAACCGCACAACCACAAAUAUGAAGAUAAUGGAUAAGAAGAUUGAAAACAACGUAUCGUGUGAGGAGAUACUAAGAAAUAUAUGGGUUUUGGUUAACGAAACAAAAAAAAGAUUGGAUGACCUAGAGAGUGUGAUCCAAUCUAAAUCAAAAAUCAACAUGGGCAAUGCGAACAACAUUGGAAGCAAUGACUCGUGUGAGGAGAUACUGAGAAAUAUAUGGAUUAUGGUUAAUGACACACACAAAAUAUUGGAAGAUCUAGAGAGUAUGAUCCAAUCUAAAUCAGAAAACAACAUGGACAGUGCGAACAACUUUGUCAAUGCUUAUAUGCUGGAAAAGUUCGACAGACAAUGGCGUGAUCCCAUUUCUAUGAAUAGACUGUAUUUACCCACCCAUUUCCAUGAUCUUAUGUUACUUGGUGCAAAUCCAUCUAGUCCCAUCAAAUAUUUAAAAUGGAACGUUUCACUCGUUUGGUACAUCCCUCGCGGAAAAAGGUUGGAUGCGAUUGAGAAGGUGUAUAUCCCCUUAUUUGAACAAGACCAUUGCUUUCUUGUUGUAAUUGAUUUGGUAUCUAAAGUAAACUAUAUUGUGGGAUCUGUGGCUGUGAACGAUCAAUGUGAGGAAAAAGUAUUUAAAUUGCUUAAAAGAUGCUCGGUAAAGUACUUGAAAGAAGAAAAGAUGCAUCGUUUGUUCGGGGACACCCUUACUUACCCCUUUCAUAUUAUAAAUCUUUCUUUAAAUUCGAAAGUUGAUUCGAGAGUAUACCUUCUGACAUACUUAGACGUCAAAGACAUCAAAGACUGUGCUCACAUAACUUUGACGGGCAAUGAAAUUCAAAAGCAAAGGGUCUACUUUUGUACGGAGCUUUUUCUGAGCUCGUUGAAUGAAUAAAAAAUGAAGGCUAAUUAUUUGAAGGAGUGCAAGGAACAAUGAAUUGGUAUGGAUUUUGUAAACCUCUUCAAAGCUUGACGAUUACUCUUUCUCUACACGCCAAACUGCUGGGUUGGCUGUUAUGAUUAACUUUUGUGGUGAUCGAAAGGAGGGGGGUGAUUAUGAUGCUACUAAUCCGCUCCUUUGAAAACAAAUGUCAAUGAUUUGUUUUGGUUAAUUUCCUUUGAGAAGACAUUAAUAUGUUUUGGAUAUAAUUUAAUUAGCGGUGCUUACUCUAGCAUUCCAUUUUUCAGAUUAUGAACGUUUGUUUUGUUUUUUAA
Spinacia oleracea (spinach) is the source of this 1300-nucleotide messenger RNA. RefSeq lists its product as uncharacterized. NCBI's taxonomy places the organism in Eukaryota, Viridiplantae, Streptophyta, Magnoliopsida, Caryophyllales, Amaranthaceae. The record is from RefSeq and is a predicted model, not a curated record. Bases 9 to 980 code for a protein of 323 amino acids. The transcript is spliced from 7 exons.